AUGAGCAGGAUUCUUUUGAGAAGGGCUGCAUGCCAGAAUUGCAGAAAUGAGCCACUUCGGUCUCUAUUUUCUGGUUCUGGUGUUCCAAUGCCGCGGGCCUCACCUGUUUCAGUCCACCCUCGAGCUUUCUCCGCUUCAACUUUGCGCCGAUCUGACCGUCCUCCAACAUCGCACCAGUUAGAUAGUCGCCUGUCCGAGACAGAAGACCUGAAAUUGGACUCAGAACCAACUGGAUCAACUUCAACGGAUAGUGUUCCUUGGUAUUUGCAAGAAGAGGCUCCCCCAGCCAGGGACCGCCCGUUGAACGAAGCGCACCUUCCUGAAAUCCCGAAAGAUGCACCCGAAAUGCUCCCGACCUUGUUGGAAUAUACGUAUAAGGAUCUGGGUCUCGACAGUCUCAAGCUUUUCGAUCUCCGUGGGAUGGAAAUCCCUGCAGCUCUCGGCGCCAACGUUAUCAUGAUCAUUGGAACUGCUCGCAGUGUGAAACACUUGAAUGUCUCUGCGGACCGGCUCUGUCGCUGGCUGCGAAGCCAGUACAAGCUGUCACCUUACGCCGACGGAUUGCUGGGACGCAAUGAGUUGAAGAUCAAACUCCGUCGCAGGGCGAAACGAGCGAGAGCCGCCAGCGCGGCAGGCGCUAUGAUCGAUGAGAAGGACGAUGGAAUCACUACCGGGUGGAUUUGCGUGAACGCUGGGGUGGUGGACGAAGGUGCCUCUACGACACAACUGAGUGACGUCGGCAUUGAAGGAUUCGGUAACCUUGAUCUCGGAACUAGCGUGGUAGUCCAGAUCUUCACUGAGGAGAAGCGGGAGGAUGUUGACCUUGAUGGACUCUGGGAGGCCACCUUAUCUCGAGAAGGGCGAAAGAAAUCGCGAGAGUCGGAGGAUUCUUCCAAGAACACUUCCCCUCCCCGCUCCAUGUCCGACGGAUUCGGGUCAAGCCCUGGCUGGAGGAGGGGUUUCCAUACGAUGCGCCGACUUGAGCACCCAGAGAUGAGCGCUGUCGAACCUGGGCUCGAGUCUGGGCUUGCUGGCAUGGGGGCUUCUUCUCCCCAAGGUGGUGCAGCGGCCGUUGCAUCUCAAUUAACACCGACAUCUUUACUCCAGAUCCUCUCCGAACUUCCAGCUGAGAGUGCACGUACGGAGCUUGGAAGUGGCCCAAAUGAUCAAUCCUCCACCGUUUUCUUACGCCUCUUCUACAACAACCAUGCGGCCCGGUAUUCCGCAGAGGAAAGAGCCUCAUUCAAACUGAAACUCUUUUCAAUGGCCGUAUCCAGGCAGCAUUCAGCUUACAGCAAGGAUUCCCUUUUUGGCGCAUUCUCGGCUUUCCUCCGCGACGGGUAUGACCUUCCAGACGACCUUGGAUUCGAUAUUGUUUCUGCGCUUCUGACACCACAACCAGCAGAGACCGUUACCGAGGAUUCCGCGUUCAGAACCUCUAAUUCCGACAUGGAGCUCGCUUUAUCUGUUCUUGAUCGUUUGAGUCUUCGCGGCGUGCCAAUUUUGAAUAUGAGAGUGUUCAAUAUGCUCUACCAGGCAGUUGACGUGCCAGGCCCAUCAUCCCCCAUUCCCAACCACUCGCAUCCCACUGGAACCGCCCAAAAUUCCUCCAAGGCUCAAUCAAGCGAAUUUCAGAACCAAAUCCUUUCCCGGCUAUCCAAACUUUUAUCGGCCGCCAACGUUCCUUUUGUCGCAGAGGAUGCUCGUCAGCUCAUGGUCACCCUCUUUCGUCACGGAGACUAUGACGGGUUCUGGCGGCUGUGGCGCCAGUUUCCCUUGAAGGGUGUGAAUCGCACCCAGGACGACUAUAUGAACUUGUUCCAGUUGCAUGCCGAGCUAGGUGAGGAACGACGGGCCCGCGAAUGCAUCUCAACGGGGGUAUCCUUGAUGAACCAAGAGUCCCCUGCUAUCGAGCUACAAGGCCCGAUAGUUACCGCCAUCAUGCAUUGUAUCUUGGUUGCAGAUCCAAACCUUCAAGACCGCGAUGAAGAAGCUCCCCCGAGUUUCUACCUCCCGCUGUGGACUAAGUGUCAAGAAGCACUUGGAAAAGGAGCCCUUCAACAAGAGUUCGAUGAGAACAAGCCGUCGCUCUUCGAACUCCUUGCUGAACAACAAUUAUCUGAUCUUCUCCCGCCAUCUAUACGUUAUCUUCUCGCAGUCGCGACACACCGCCACCCGCGCUAUCUCCUCCGCAUCCUCAAUUCAUAUGACGAAGUUUACGCCCUCAUCUCUCUAAUAGUCGAACGUUACUACCUUCAAACGUUCGGCGGAUCAUUCACCGAGAACUUCUAUUCUCUGAAACGCGAACGCGUCCUCAAAACCAAGAAUGGUGAGAUUCCGCGCGCCCAGGUCGGCGCCGCUGGGCCUGUCCGCGACGCCCUCAAAUUACAUUCGACGGAUAUCUGGAAGAACCUGCUGGUCAUGGUUGGCAUCCCCUAUCUGAAGCGCAAGCUCGAUGAAGGAUAUGACAUCCAUGCCGCACCACAAGCGUCUCUCGUCAUGGGCGACGGUCCCCGAUAUAAUCCCAACGACGACCUGCCGGCCAACCCGUCGUUGCGCCAGCGUCUCUUGCACUACUACAAGUGGUUCCUGCGGAAGGUCUACCCUUCCGUUAAUGCAGCAUAUUACUUCUCCGUGCUGGCGUUCAACCUCGCCUACCUCUUCGAUAACACAAAGUACUCCUCUCCGUUCUUGUGGCUCAUUGGCACGCGCAUUCGCCGACUCGGCGCCGCAGACCAUCGAGCCAUCGCUGCAGUCCUAGACCCCAAGCCAGGACCUGGUGCUGGGCGAUCUCAACGACCGGGCGGGGGCUUGCUGGGUCUUCUGAGUCCACAGAACCUACACACGCAGAUGCUCACAUCGCUGCGAUACUUCCUCCCCGCUUCAAUCUUCGCCCUCAAAUUCCUGGAGUGGUGGCACGCAAGUGAUUUCUCGCGGCAGCUUGCGCGCAAAGCAACAGAGGUGCUAGAUCUUCCGGCACCCGUUGUAGCUGGCCUCAUGUCUCCCGCGGAACGACAGAAAUCUUCCCUCCAGGACGAGAAAGACAAGGCCAAGAAGCAGGAACAGGAGAAGAAGAGCGGCGAACUGAAGCCGGCCCUCAAGUCUUCUCGUCGUCAUCAGCCUCCCAUCUCCGCGACUUCAUAUCUCCCCAUUUACACGGUGUCUCUGCCCCCAGCUGAUUCUUCAAGUGCGAAUACGUGUCCUGUCUGCAUGGGCCCUCUCGCUAACCCGACUGCUUGUCAGACGGGAUAUGUAUUCUGCUACGUUUGUAUUUUCCAUUGGCUGAACGGUGAACACCAGCGCCAAUUGGAUUUCAUGGACGGCGAUGGCGCUGGCGCACCAUGGGAAGAAGAGAUCAACGGCGAAGAGGAGGAGAAAGGAGGCGAAGAUGGCGAAAAAGGCACGCGCAAACGCUCUGGGAAGUGGGAGAGUGGGAAGGGUCGAUGCCCUGUUACAGGAAGAAGAGUGCUUGGGGGCACUGAUGGGUUGAGGAGGGUUUUGAUUUGA
This is a messenger RNA of Penicillium salamii, 3507 nucleotides long. The record is from the annotation of a GenBank genome assembly. NCBI's taxonomy places the organism in Eukaryota, Fungi, Ascomycota, Eurotiomycetes, Eurotiales, Aspergillaceae.